This is a messenger RNA of Notothenia coriiceps (black rockcod), 2644 nucleotides long. RefSeq names its product cytosolic arginine sensor for mTORC1 subunit 2 (gene castor2). Gene Ontology annotation, biological process: negative regulation of TORC1 signaling. The coding region runs from base 88 to 351 and encodes 87 amino acids. The record is from RefSeq and is a predicted model, not a curated record. Lineage: Eukaryota; Metazoa; Chordata; Actinopteri; Perciformes; Nototheniidae. The transcript is spliced from 4 exons.
CCUCUCUGAAGGCCAAAGGAGCCCGAAGACUCGAACCACAUCCGCUUCUUCUCCUUCUCCCUGAUCGAGGGCUACAUCUCUCUGGUCAUGGACGAGCAGACCACUCAAAGGUUUCCAAACAAUGUCCUCUUCACCAGUGCUUCUGGGGAGCUCUGGAAAAUGGUGCGCAUCGGGGGGCAACCUUUAGGAUUCGAUGAGUGCGGCAUCGUGGCUCAAAUAUCUGAACCUCUGGCAACGGCUGACAUUCCUGCUUACUACAUAAGUACCUUCAAGUUCGACCACGCCCUGGUUCCUGAAGAGAACAUCCAGAGUGUGAUUGGAGCUCUGCGGACCAAGAGCACGGCACAGUGAAGGAAAACAGUGGAAGUUUAAAAAAAAAAAUAAAAAAAAAAAAUGAUUUCAAGUCAUUUCGUUCAAACGUUUAUCCAUAAAGUGCCCGGAGCUAAUCUGCUGUGGAUCGGCUCCGAAAAGGAAGGAACCGGAAGCACGGGAAGGUGUUAGAGAUGACUUUUGGUACUCGGCCAUUUUCUUUAAACCCCCUCCUCCUGGCACAGGAAACACUCCCUUUAGUUUACCAGACUGAACAUUUCUCUCUCUCUGAAGCUGCUUCUUCAUGAGCGCCAUACUGUAUUAGUUACUCUCGUGGAAAAAUGACGAAUAAUGUACUCUCAAAAAAAGCAAAAGGAAUAUUUGAUCUUCUAUCAAAGCUCUCAAUAUUUCUAAGGUCAUCUCUCAGUGCCAUGAUGUUUGAAUGCCUAAACAGAUGCCUUUGUCAGAAUAUUUUACAUGUGUGCAAUUGUAGGAGACAUUUUUCUGACCGAUGACACAGCGCUUGGUUUAGAAAUACGGUGUGUUUUGUUGCUUUUAGUAGCUUUUAAUUACAGCGAAGAUCUUAAUGAUGGAGUCCCUUGUUUAAAUUUAAAUUCUGGGUUUGCUGGAGCAUGAAGUGAGUCCAAGGCCUUGAUGAGGAAAUUAUAAUUUAAGCAUUUUUUUAAUGUGCAGUCACACUGUGAGCAACCUGGUUGAUGUGUCACUCAAAAUUAGCAGAUUGUAUCCCCGUAUUUAAAUAAAAAACACAACUUUUUAUAUAUUAUUUGGCUUGAAAGCACAAUGUAUGAGGCAUUAAUGACUUCAGAGUCGGUUGUGUUUAUUACACUUUUAUUUAAAAAGGUGAACAUUUAAUUCACAGAGAAAUUAAACGGCUUUUGAGUUGAAAAACUAAAGAAGCAAUUUUUCGCUUUUUUAGAGACAUUGAAAGUCUACAGAAAAGGAACCUGAUGUUUACUUGACUUUUCUGGUUUAAUUUGCAGUAUUUAAUUAAAUGUUUUCAAAUAUAUAGGCCCAAUUCCCUCAAAUUCAAGGACCCAACACUUUAUGUUGACACGGAUUACUUAAUUAAUAAUACAUUUUAUAAUGUGAAGGAAGGAGAUGGCUUUCCAGAAGUUCACUGAUAACAGUUCAAAAGAGAGACCCUUGAAUGUUUGACCCCUUCUCUAUAGGGCUGGAAAAACCACUUCAAUUUCUAUUAUUGCAUAAAAUAUAUAAAUUCAAGCACUUUCAAUAACCUAAAUCUAUUUGUCUACCUUCAAAAACAUUUUCUCAAAUUCUUUCAUAGUUUUCAAGACGAUUUAAUGAUUUCAAGAUACUCUUCCUGGUAUAGACACCUCUCGUAUGGUGUUGCUCACGGUGUGACCCCGCGGUGAUAUAAAGUGCAAUGAUACAAAAUGUGUUGCAUCUACAGUAGUGAUAAUUUACUGAGCCACUUUUUUACUAGAAUAACGACAUAAGCUAUUGAAGGAGCCCUGGUUUCCAUGUUGGCGUCUCAUCGUUUUUCCAACCCACUUUAUACUCAACUACGCCCACUUCUGCAAGACGAAAGCGUUUUCAUCCAACGAAAUAUGAACAUGACAGCUAGUAUCUUUUUCAAAGUAGAUUGAUGGAAAUAGCGAUUUUUAAGUAUGAAAGAAGAGUAAAUGUUAAUUAAUCCUUUAAUACUAAUUGACAAUGGAUACCUCAGUCAUGUUAAAAUGCCAUCUUUUCCUUUCUUUUAUUGUUAUUUUAUGUUUUAAUUACUUCUUUAUUUUUCUUUUAUUUCAUUCAUUUUUUAUAUUACAUCACAUCACAUGUCACUUGUUCCUCCCUAUUUUAUUUUUUACAUUUUUCUUACGUUCUCUUCAUACAUCCAUUGCUCAGUCGCGCAGAAGUGGGCGUAGUUCAAUCUACACUGGUUGGAAAAAUGAUGGAUGUGUCCAAUGUUGGCGAUGAAGCUGCCCCCACGACCCCCCCCCCCUGCCCCCAGUCUGCACUUUAAUGCAGGCCGAUGAACACAGGCCUGCUGUACUGAUGUGAAAAAACAGGGGAGGGCUAUUUACUGUAAGGAAAGACCCUGUUCUGAUUUCUGUUGGUCUUAAGCAUUUAGUGAUAAUGUUUUUAUUUCCUUUUAUUUCACACAACCUUGCACCUAACAACAAACCUUUCUUCUGCUCAUAUUCGUUUAGCAGAACCUCUGUAUUUAUCAGUGUUAAAAACAGGAAGAAGGGGACAUUUCUUCUGAUUACAUUUGAAAGUUUAAAAGCGUUUCAUUUUGGAGCUUCUUGUGUGAAAAACUUAAAAAUAAACAAGCUUUUUUUUUUCUUUUUGGAGA